This is a messenger RNA of Aspergillus saccharolyticus JOP 1030-1, 818 nucleotides long. Its product is annotated as PIG-H family GPI synthesis protein. Gene Ontology annotation, biological process: GPI anchor biosynthetic process. The record is from RefSeq and is a predicted model, not a curated record. The transcript is spliced from 3 exons. Lineage: Eukaryota; Fungi; Ascomycota; Eurotiomycetes; Eurotiales; Aspergillaceae. Gene Ontology annotation, cellular component: glycosylphosphatidylinositol-N-acetylglucosaminyltransferase (GPI-GnT) complex. The coding region runs from base 163 to 777 and encodes 204 amino acids.
CCGGACCUGACCUGCUUCUCAAUUGAAGGAGCUUAGCAGAAUCCAACCUCUCAGUCCUAAAUCGAGUUGCGCAGACACUUUACAUUUAUGCGCUCAAUUCGCCAGUCCAGAAUUAGCGGAUCGUGACAUUCUGGUACUGGUCAAGUCCAUUGCUUUCUCUCCAUGCCCGGCCGCCUCAUUCUACGGCGCCCGUCCCCGACGACCGUCUCGUUUACCGUGUCGAAUGCGUCAAGGCAUGCUAGCACGCCCGCAAAAGUUCUGUUCUACCUGCAGAUCUUACUGCGAGUACUAAGCUUCUUCAGUGUGCUUCUGCUCGAUGUCGCCAAACUCCGAUACUCUCCCUACAUUCGCGAAGCACGCUUGAUCCCCUGGUCAGCUGUAUGGUCGACUCCCCUGGGCGCCUUCCUCUGUCGCUAUGCGGACAGGUACAGCUACCCGGUUGUGGCACUAGCCAGUGCAAUUGUCAUGUACGGUGUCUUUAGGAAGGGAUAUACAGAAGAGUCGCUCCUUGUCAUACGGGGCUUGGGCAUCCAGACCUCUACCUCCUCCAACACGUACUUUUCAAAAGCGUCUACGCGAUUUAUACCCACAACCCAGAUCCAGGAUAUUGUGAUCCAUGAGGCUUUUAAGGGGUUUGAGGUUCGCUUCUAUCUAGCCGUGAUUGUCGAAGGGGAGACGGAAGUCGUCGUGGUUUUUCCCAAGCUGCUUCCGAAUCGGCAAAUCCUGGAGGAGGUGUGGAGGGGUUCGCGACGAUGUCUGUACGACUCCAAGUCAUGACUAGGUCGAAGCGAAAGAUACGGACAAUACAGGGUUCAACU